Maylandia zebra (zebra mbuna) is the source of this 2610-nucleotide messenger RNA. Lineage: Eukaryota; Metazoa; Chordata; Actinopteri; Cichliformes; Cichlidae. The record is from RefSeq and is a predicted model, not a curated record.
UCAUCCAAGUCAGCAUCACGGAUAUUUUCGUUCCACUCUGCUUUUGAAGUCACCAGUAACUCCUCGUGGGACUGAAUGCAAGAAAUAUUCAAAGAAGUAAUUGUGCUGUGAAUGAAGGCUUAAAGUGCAAUCCUGAAGCCGGGGUGUGGAUUUCUGUGCUGGGGGUGGCAUUCUGGAAAUCUCAGGUAUCAGCACUAUCAUAUCAGGAGAAUGAUAACGAGAUACAUUUAUAAAAGGGUACUGUAACUGAGCCGAAUGACACAUCCUAUUCCUACUUCUUAGCACAUCUACGAGGUACAAGAUCACACCAAAGAGAAGUAUGUCGUGCAGCGUAGUGAAGUCCUUUCUGGUGAGCCUAUCCCGGAGGAAGCCCCUCGAGCCCGACGGGGAAGAGUCCACCUUCAAUCGAUGCCUGACCACUCUGGACUUGGUGGCCCUCGGUGUGGGCAGCACCCUGGGGGCUGGUGUCUAUGUCCUCUCUGGAGAGGUGGCCAGAGACACCGCGGGACCCAGCAUCAUCAUCUCCUUCUUCAUCGCUGCCCUGGCCUCUAUAUUUGCUGGGCUAUGCUACGCAGAGUUUGGUGCCCGGGUUCCUAAAACAGGCUCAGCAUACCUUUACAGCUAUGUGACGGUGGGAGAGCUCCUUGCUUUUAUCUCUGGCUGGAAUCUGCUGCUCUCCUACGUCAUAGGGACAUCGACUGUUGCACUGGCAUGGAGCGGAACAUUUGAUGAACUCAUUGGGGGAGUCAUGUCAAAAUACUUUGCAGAAAAUGCUGCCAUGGGCCUGCCUGGCUUAGCUCCUUACCCAGAUGUCUUUGCUGCAGCUCUGAUCGUGCUCUUGUCAGGUCUCCUGUCUUUUGGAGUCAAAGAGUCAACGAUGAUCAACAAGAUCUUCACAGCGAUCAACAUCCUGGUGCUGCUGUUUGUGAUCAUUUCUGGAUUCAUCAAAGGAGACAUCUCCAACUGGAAAAUCAGCAAGGAAGAUGUGUUAAACGCCACUGCCAUAAACGGAACUGACAUUGCUAAUGCAACAAGCGAGUUUGGAGUGGGCGGAUUUUUCCCCUAUGGCUUUGGUGGAACCGUGGCUGGAGCUGCAACAUGCUUCUAUGCUUUUGUUGGAUUUGACUGCAUUGCUACAACAGGAGAGGAGGUGAAGAACCCGAAGAAAUCUGUCCCUAUUAGCAUUGUGGUCUCAUUGCUUAUAUGUUUCCUGGCCUACUUUGCUGUGUCUGCUGCUCUCACCCUUAUGAUGCCAUACUACCUGCUAAGUGAAACGAGCCCACUGCCAAUAGCCUUUGACUACAUUGGAUGGGGUCCUGCCAAAUAUGCCGUGGCUGUGGGUUCACUGUGUGCCCUGUCAACUAGUCUGCUAGGUUCCAUGUUCCCGAUGCCUCGAGUACUUUUUGCCAUGGCGAGAGACGGGCUGCUUUUCAAACCUUUGUCCAAAGUCACCUCCAGAGGCAGUCCAGCAAUAGCUACUAUAUCAUCUGGCAUUGUGGCAGCCAUCAUGGCUCUACUGUUUGAUCUGAAUGCCUUGGUGGAACUGAUGUCCAUUGGUACUCUGUUUGCUUACACACUCGUGGCAGUAUGCAUCCUGAUACUGAGGUACCAGGUGGGUCCAUCUGAAGACACAGAACUUAAGAUCACAGAAUCAAAGAAAAAGUUUAGCUUCUUCAAACCUCCAAAAACACCCAACUCUUCCACAGCACGAACAGUCACGCUCUUGACCAUAUUUUCUAUUCUGUGCAUUCUUGCACUGUGCAUUACUCUGAGCCAAGGCAUGGAAGCUCUUGCCAACACUCAAGCAUGGAGCAUCGUGCUUGUCUGUAUCUUUGGAGUGCUCCUGCUGGUCAACUUGUUCCUCAUCUGGAGACACCCAGAGAAUCCCACGAAGGCAUCGUUCAUGGUACCUUUAAUCCCUCUUCUGCCCUUACUGAGUACUUUAAUCAAUGUCUACCUGAUGGUGCAGUUAGGCGGUCAAACAUGGAUCCGAUAUGCUGUCUGGAUGCUAAUAGGGUUACUUAUCUAUUUUAUCUAUGGAAUGCGUAACAGCGUCCAGAGGAAGCGACUCAUGACCGACCACGCAGAGAUCGAAACAGUCAGCGGCAAAACAGACAAGGAUAGUAUGAAAGAAGAGAAAUUCUGAGCUCAAUCGGGGUGAAGACAGAUAAACUGAGAUGUUACAGUGAGCGACUUGCUUUAACUUAUAACCACUGCUUGAGAUGCACCGGUGCUGCUGCCUUUCAGCAGUCUUCAAUCUACGACAGCACCGAAGCAAAUGGCCUGAUAACUUGUUAACUUGAUGGUUUAUUACAUCCUAACGCAGUCUGUUUGUUAUCUAAAUGGUCCAAAAUGAAACACUCCCUAAGAUAUAUUUGGACCGAGAAGAUCUUCACUUAUCACUGAUUUUCACAUUGUUGUUAAGGAUAUUUAUCUGUAUAUCUUGUCGUAUUAGUGAGCCUGUUCCAAAGAAAAAAUAUUCUGUAGAUUAUUUGCUUUUAUGAUUCUGACAUAACAGGUUUACACUUUUCUUCUCAAGUGCAAAAUGUAAAUUAUUUUCAUUUCAGUUUUGCAUUAUUUUAAUUUUAUUUUAAUAUUUUUUUUUAAAUA